AUGGAGUCUACGCUAUCUAUUGAAGAUGAAAAAGACAAAGUAACUAAACAAGCUCAUAAAACGAAUAUUACAAAACUUCUCAAGUCUUAUGACUUGUUCAAAGUUAAAGUUAAAUUCGGGUUCGAGAAAGAAAUUAAAGAUACUUUUGAGAAGAAAGGUAGUAAUAUCAAAGCAUAUUUAGGAAAGUUUUCUCGUUCAGGUAAACAUGGUAAACAAAAAGUUUCGGAAAAGGAAAGCAUGCAGACAAUCAUUCAUUCAACUUCAAACCCACAACAGCCCACCAUUAAUCAUUUUCCAAAAACUAACAAGGUUCCACAAAUAAACCAUAAUAAUGUUGGAACACAAGAAGUCCUCCUCCAAGUGCAAGAGAUGCAUCAACUUGUCAAUCAUUUAUGGCAUUUACUAAAACUAUAUAGGCAAAACUUUUCUAAUUCUGCGGAUAAUCUUUUAUUCAUUCAUUCCCAAUUGUCUGCUCUUGAAAUGUCAAGAGAUAAUACGAUGCAUGAGGCAAAAAUUGCAUCAAGAAAUAUUAUUAGUGACUUGCAGUUUUAUUUUAAACCAUUAGACGAUUUAUCCCAAGGAUUUACUUGCUACCUUUGGGAAUUGACCAGGAAUAUCUUUAAUCUGGCAAGUAACGGUCAUGCGAAAACAGUAAUCAAAUGUUUGUCUAGAAUAAUUUGGUUAGAAGAGGAAAUAGAUGCUCAAAAAAACGAAGCACGCAUUGUUAAAUCGUACAAAAACAAGUUUUUUAGUAAUUUGAGCAGCAUUAUUUUGGAAAGAUUUGAGCUUUUUUUGAGCAAAGCUAAAGACGCCCCAUUGACAUUAUUAGACAAAUUAGACUUUAUAUAUACCGAUUUAAGUUUAGUAAAAGAUGAAAUCGAACCACAAUUUCCUUCUCACUACAAUAUAAAGCUUUUUUUUGUGCAGGGGUAUCAUGACCAAGUUUACACUUGGCUGAAUAAAGUUAUACAGACUGACAUGGCUUUGGACGUGGGAACUAUUUUUGCCUUGAUACGCUGGGUGCGUCAAUAUUAUCUUAAAAUCGUAAGUGAUAUGCAUGUAUCGCAAGACUUACUGGAGCCGCAACUCUUAGACGGCAGGGAACAAGAAUUGAUUGAUUAUUUCCUAUCAAUUAUGCGCAACAAGUUCCAAGAAUGGAAGAAUAAUUUAAUUGGAAGUGAUAUUAAAGAAUUUAUUGAACGUCCUUACGAAUUAGAUGCCAAUAAGGUGACUGGCCUGACUGGUACACCUGUGCUGAUCAGUAUGAUUAAUCAACAAAUAGAUUUAGCCAUUAUGUCUAUUCAUGAAAAAAUUUUGGUUGACGUGAUUAAGGAAUGUUGUAAAGUGAUGACAGAAAUACAACAAACUUGGAUAAUCACACUAGAAUCAGAAGUUCGCUUAUAUAUAGAAGAAAGAGGUGAACCACGUCUUUUAGAAUAUAUUGUCGCACUGGCUAAUGAUGAAUGUCUUUGUGCUGAUCAUAUUGAAAAUCUUAAGACACGGUUAGCGCCAUUAUUUAAAUCUAACGAACAUUGGGAUUCCGUUAAUGCUGAGCUUUGUUAUGUGAGAGAUGGAUUCUUAUAUGUUGUUACAAAUGCCAUCAGUACAGCUUCAUGCAUAAUAUUCAAUGAUCUUAAAAAACCAUUUCGUGAAAUGCAUGCUUCACAGUGGUACAAGGCGGACCCUAUGGGCGUCAUUGUCGUAACGAUAGAAGAUUAUCUGAAACAUAUUAAAUUAUGCUUGAAUUCACGUUUAUUUGUCAUGAUGGUUGUUACUAUGAUUCAAAAAUUUGUAAUAGCAUAUAUAGAAUCAAUGCGUAACAAAAGUGCCAAAUAUCGUACGCCACUAUGCUUGGAUCAUAUGCGAAGAGACAUUCGCGUAGCAGAAAACUUUUUUCUCCAGUAUGUUAAACAAGAUGAAAUUCACCGACAGUUUGACCCAAUUCAUAAACUUCAUAAUUUCUUGAAUACCUCACGUGAGAUGGUACAUAUAGAUUAUUACGUAUUGAAAACAUCAUAUGGAGAUAUACCUCGAAAAUUUCUAAAAAAUAUCUUGUCAAGAAGAUACGAUCUUAUAACUUCCAGAAGUAUAAAUAAAAUAAUUAAAUCUAAAGAAAUUGAAUAUGGUGAAUACACAGGCGAACCAACAAUAUUUAAUAUGAUCAAAGUUGGGGAUGAAGAAGUGUCUGGAGAACAAUUUAGAGAAUUGGAUCGGUUCAAGGGAGAAAUCCAACAAUUAACUAAUGGGUUUAAAGACCUGUACUAUAAAUGCAAAAUUAAACUGCAUAGACCGGAAUC
Molecule: messenger RNA, 2297 nt
Organism: Racocetra persica
Lineage: Eukaryota; Fungi; Glomeromycota; Glomeromycetes; Diversisporales; Gigasporaceae
Source: the annotation of a GenBank genome assembly